This is a messenger RNA of Tarenaya hassleriana, 2140 nucleotides long. RefSeq lists its product as uncharacterized. NCBI's taxonomy places the organism in Eukaryota, Viridiplantae, Streptophyta, Magnoliopsida, Brassicales, Cleomaceae. Bases 64 to 2064 code for a protein of 666 amino acids. The record is from RefSeq and is a predicted model, not a curated record. The transcript is spliced from 5 exons.
GAAGAUGAUGCGUCGUCUUGAUCUGUUCAGUCAUUGCCCCGACCGCAUUGAUGCAAUCUGAUCAUGAGAUCAGUGUUUCUCAAUAAGAACAGUGUUUACAGAGAUACAAGAGCUCAGACACCGGCGCUUCGAAAGAGCCGAUAUUCUUCUCCAAUGGGUACCGAAACAGAUGAUGAACAACAAGAAACCGACAUGGUCGAGUUAGAGAAUUCCAGAAACGACGACGAAGACUAUGAUGAUGAAGAAGACGAAGAAGAAGAAGAAGAAGAAGAAUCUCCCAAGUUGGUAUUUAAAUUCUCUUAUCAGAUCGAAACAUUCGAAAGAUUGAGCAGAGAAGGAUACAGAGACGGAGAUGGCGGCUUCCGGCGCUCCUCUCCUCCGACCGCUACGGCGGAGAAGUAUGAAACUUUUCCGGCGAAGAAUCUCAGAUGCGUCGUGGAGGAACCGAAGGCGGCGACUUUUAGGGUUGGAGAAUUGUUCUGUGAAUCCAUCAAUGUCUCAGUUGAAGAUAUUGGUAUCUUGCGGGGGAAAUCAACCGAUGGAAAAUCAGAACUCUCUGCUUCAGGAAAGGACAGAACAGAGAGUUAUGUUUCUGCGCGGAAGGAUGAGUCUGAAGAGCUAGUGGAAGAAGAAAAUUCUGAUUUUCCCGAGAAAAUCCUGUUCUUGACAGAGAAUGAUUUUCUUGAAAGCACGGAUUCCAGUCAAACUUUCACCAGUCACGGUGGAGGGUUUCUAUCAGAUUCAGAUUUCGAGGAACACUUUGGUUACGAUACAUCACCGGAGAAGGAUUCCGUGGAAGAAUCGCAUAACAAUGGCAAGAAUCAAGAGGGGGGUUAUGAUCCAGAAGAAGAAUCAAACGGUGGGUUAGAGAGCCUGUGGGAGCAUCAGGAUCUGAUCGAACAGUUACAGAUGGAGCUGAAGAAGGUGAAAGCCAUUGGUCUUCCGACAAUUCAGGAAGACGAAGAUGAGAGUCCGAAGAUAGUGGAAGAUCUCAAGCCAUGGAAGAUCGAGGAGAAGAAGCUCCGACCUGUUGACACCAUUGGCGAGCUUCAUAAAUUCUACAGGAGUUACAGAGAACGAAUGCGGAAACUCGACAUCCUAAGCUAUCAGAAGAUGUAUGCUCUUGGGCUUCUUCAGUCAAAGGACCCACUUCAAGCAAUAUCGGCCGUCGGAUCCUCUUCUCCUCCGGCUUUCACAUCGGUUUUCCCGGUUAGCCUCCAGUUACGGAAACCAAGAAAACCGGAAACCGAACCAAUGGUUAAGUUCGUAAGAGAAAUUCACGGCGAAUUAGAAAACGUAUACGUUGGCCAGAUGUGUCUAUCGUGGGAAAUCCUUCACUGGCAAUACGAAAAGGCCAUCGAGCUUUGGGAAUCCGACGCUUGUGGAGUCCGUCGGUACAACGAAGUCGCGGGAGAAUUUCAACAAUUUCAAGUCCUGAUUCAGAGGUUUAUGGAGAAUGAACCCUUUGAAGUCCCAAGGAUUCAACAUUACGUCAAGAAACGUUGUGCUCUUCGUAAUCUACUUCAUGUCCCGGUUAUACGAGGAGAUGGGGACAUGGACAAAAGGAAAGGAAGAAGAAGAGAGUUAGAUGACGCCACAUACGAGAAUGCAGUCACAAGCGAGCAACUUGUGGAGAUUAUGGAGGAAUCUAUUCGAUUGUUUUGGAGAUUCGUUCGAUCUGAUAAACGUUCUCGUUCGAUAUGUAAAGAAUCUAGGACCAAAUCCCAAGUAGAACCCGAAGAUCCCGAGGAACUAGGCAUGUUAGCAGAUAUCAAAUCAAACCUUCAGAAGAAAGAGAAGAGAUUGAAAGAAGUAUUGAACAGCGAGAAAUGCAUCAUAAGAAGGUUGAAGAAGAAACACGAGGAGGGAGAAGGAGAAGAAGGAGAUCAAGAGCUUCACCUCUUCUUCUCGCAAGUGGACAUGAGGCUGGUGGCAAGGGUGUUGAACAUGUCCAAACUGACAAAGGAUCACUUGGUUUGGUGCCACGACAAGUUGAGCAAAAUUAACUUUGUAAAUAGGGAGUUGCAUUUAGACCCUCCUUCCUUUUGUCUCUUCCCUUGUUGAGCAUCCAUGUGGAUAUGUAAAAUCCCAUAUAGCAAACUUUCAUAACGUAGGAAUAAAACCAUUUUGAUUUUGUGUU